ACUAAAUAUUAAUGUAGAAACUCUGUGUCUGCCCAAUAUUUCUUUCGUUUACAAACAACAGCUCAGCAGGAGUGGUCAGUAGUCAAUACAGAUAAUUUUAUCUGUUUGACCACUCCCACUACAUUCAAAACCGGAUACUCGCCAUCUUUCAUGAAAAAGCAUGUGGGAAAGUUCUUUUGCAGUUGUAAAUAUGCUGACAAAGAGACAAUGCAUAAAAUAUUUACUUGUUUGUGCGAUAUUUUACACAUUCAUAUAUGUUUUGUGGAAAAAAUUGAAAACUGUUCCUUGUAGAAUCAAUCACUCGAAGUUGAAUAGAAAUGGACUAAGAAAAGAAUAUUAUCUUAUUCAUAAUACGACUAAACAACUUACUGAAGUAGGUAAUUAUAUUUUCAAUGGCAACAUAUCAGAACUUGAGUAUGAUAGUGUACAAAGCAGACCGACCAAUUCAGAGGACAUGCCAUACCUCUGGUCAAUCUCGAAAAUGUGUGGUGAAUACAACCUUAGAACACCUCUAGUGAAGAGGCAUUAUUUACACAGCCCAAAUAAUACAUCGAUGUAUUGUUGGAUUCGCAAAGUUGCAUCCACAAGUUUUAUUAAAUUGUUCUCCGAUAUGAGGAAUCAGAGUAUUUCAAAGGAUUACCAUAAAGAAAUUGAUGUUUUGUCUCCAAAAACAAUUGGAGAACUGGAAGAUUUAAUCAAAGACAAUAAAGUGUUUAAAUUUUUAGUCAUACGUCAUCCCUUUCACAGAAUUGUUUCAUCGUACAGAGACCGAAUAGAAGACAAUACAAAGUACACAGCGCAAGCUUGGAUAUACGCUAGAAAGAUAUUCCACUUAACUAGGCCGGGAAUAUUUUACAAAAACGGGACAACUGUCAGCUUAUUGAAGAGAAUAUUUCACAAUGAUAAAAGAUUAAAAUUGGUUCCUACUUUCAAAGAGUUUGUAACUUGGUUAUUACAAGAACCUACAUCAAACGAUGAUGUGCACUGGGAUAGUUAUUAUUCGCAUUGCUCAGUCUGCAAUGUGAAGUACAAUUUCGUCAUGAAACUAGAAGAUUAUUCCAACCAAAUAAUAGAUUUUAUUUUCUUAAAAAUGGGAAUGACUAAAAACCAGUUCUUCAUGCCAAGUCUCGAAAAAACCCGUAAUGGCUCUACAGAUUACUAUCGCACAUGCAGAUACUUCAAGGAUUUGACACAAGAGACAAUUUUCAAACUGUAUCAACGAUAUAACAUUGAUUUCCAAAUAUUCAAUUAUACUCACGAAAAUUACUUAAAAUGCGCUCAUUGAGAUGAAAAUAAUGAAAUGCAUACACUGGGAGUCAAAAAUACUGUACGCUAUUGAAAAUUCAUGGGUAACUAAACAAAUAGAUAUCAAAGUGUAUUUUUCACAAUAAACAUCUCGCAGUAUGCAGUUACCCAUCUACAUUUGAAUAAAGUAUUGUAAAGUUAAGUUGUGGAAGUUUGCGAUGUCUGUGUCACAAUACAUUAAUUUCAAUUAUUGAUUCAUUCUAUCUAGCUCUGGUUCACUUAUCGAAAUGGGAACUAGGUACGGCACAAAUUUGAAUUUGAAUAUUUGAAUUUAUAAGAGGCUGAAGUAAAAAACGUUAACAUAAAGAAACAUGGGGGAAAAAUCACUGUUUCGCAAUUUUAGUGACUGAAAUAGUUGAGUAAGUUGAGGUUUCAAAAUAUAAAUAUAUUUUUCGUUACUAUAAUUUACGAUGUAACGAUUUUUUCCGAAACGUGAGUCGUGACAUUCUUUAAGCGGGAUGCGCGCGAAUACUAAGCACGGUGCUAAUAAGAACGAUAUAAUUUUGAUAUCACAUGAAUCGUUUUCCCAGUUCAUAAUGCGAAUUAACCUGUAAAAAGUUAAGUA
Molecule: messenger RNA, 1870 nt
Organism: Diprion similis
Lineage: Eukaryota; Metazoa; Arthropoda; Insecta; Hymenoptera; Diprionidae
Product: carbohydrate sulfotransferase 11-like
Exons: 6
Coding region: 161-1285 (374 amino acids)
Biological process (GO): carbohydrate biosynthetic process
Cellular component (GO): membrane
Molecular function (GO): sulfotransferase activity
Source: RefSeq, a predicted model, not a curated record